CUUAAACACACUAACCCAAUCUGCAUCUCCCUAAUUGUAGGUUAUCCGUUAUUUUCAGGGAACCUUGUUUCUGUUUUGGUGUGUUGCUAAGGAAGGAAAGAAAGCUUUUUCAAAAGACAACUCGGAAGAGACUCGUUACCGCCUAACCAGUUACUCUCAAUCCGGAUAUCACAUCUGCACCUACAGCCAGUGAAAGAAGCUUAUAUUCAUGCUUUGGGUUAAGCUGCAAUAUGACGGACACAUUUGAAAUAGCAUUUUCUUUUGACACAACAAGUUCAAUGUAUAAGUGCUUAGAGGAAGUCAGAAAACGCCUGAAGGAAAUGGUUCAGGAUCUUAGAAACAAAAUACCCGGAAUUAAAAUAGCUAUUAUUGCCCAUGGAGAUUAUUGUGACAAAGCAAAAUACGUGACAAAAUACAUAAACUUUUCAAAUGAUCCGACUGUUCUAUUUGACUUUGUGAACACAGUGUCUGGUACUGGAGGCGGCGAUUUUCCUGAAUGCUACGAACUUGUUAUGAGGGAAGUUCAAGAAAAAUUGAUUUGGAGUAAAUAUUCCCAAAAAGCUUUAGUUCUUAUUGGAGAUGCUGUCCCGCAUGAACCAGACGAGGAUCAAAAUUUCCGUCAUUUGGACUGGAAAGUAGAAACACGGCGCUUGAGAGACAUGGAAAUCAAGAUAUAUUCAGUGCAAUGCCUAGGACGUUUGGAGUCUACGAACUUUUAUCAAUAUAUAGCCGCAAAAACAUUUGGAUACUACAUGCCAUUGACAGAAUUCAGUGGUGUGAAAGAAUUACUGACGUCCAUUUGCUACAGAGAAGCUGGUUUAGAAGAGACACUGUCUUCUGCUCAUACAUUCGGCACGACGGCUACAGUCUUCAUUCCGUUGGAAGAUAGACCACACUUGGCAAUAGAAGAGGCCAUUGAUACGCACGUUUCAGAUGGGGAAUAUGAUGAUGACGAAGAUGACGAGGAAGACGAAAGUUAUGUAAUGCGCUGUUUCAUCUGCAAGAAAUCAAAGCCCUCAAGCGAAUUUCCAAAUACACCGAUAUCUUCAAAAUGUAAACAUUACCCUGGACAUUGCCUAAGGUGUGUUGUAGAGUAUGUCCGCGAAAAUGGCCGUUGCCCGCACGAAGGUUGUGAUGUUGAUGUGGACCAUCACGGUGAAAUGAUACAAAUCUAUGAAGCCAAACUGGACCGUAUGUUUGUCGAUUAUUCAAAGGUGAUUGCUGAAACUCGCACAUCGAUAACAAGACACGAAGGUCCGACAUUAUCUGUGUCAGCCAUAAAUGGGGACACUGCCUGGGUUCCUUUUAAUCCUCGCAUGACGAUUAUUGAGCUGAAAAGGGAAGUCGAAUCACAGCUUGGUAUCCAGCAGUCAAAACAAAAACUUAUAUUCAAAGGAAAGGCAAUCAAGACAAACAUUGGUCCAGGACUACUUUUAAAGCUUUCUGAUCUUGGGAUAACGGAAAACAGCUCCCUCAGCCUGAUUGUACCAUUGUAUUGUAUACCGGCGAGUCUUGAUCAUGUAGUAUUCGGUCUGUCCUGGGAGUUUCCAAAAACAAAUCCGGAUUUUCUUGAUGCAUCAUGCCUGGCGUUCGAAAAAGCCGAGUUUAUUCAAGUCAUUGACUGGAAUCAUUCUUCAAACGAUUACUAUUUGAAAGGAGCCAUUCAACAUUCAGCCAAGAACGUAAAGACAGCGGGCGGACGAAUCGGACACCAGAUGAUACAUGUUCAUCUGAAAGGUGUACCUAGCAAUAUAACGCAUUUAUAUUUCACCCUGAGCUCCUGGAAAGCACCUAAUCUCUCUGCCUUCACCAACCCUAGUCUACAGUUCUACGAAGCGUCUGAUCCAGAUAUGGAUCAAGUUACAAUAACAUGGUUACCAUGUCCACGGAUCUUAUAA
Molecule: messenger RNA, 1898 nt
Organism: Mercenaria mercenaria
Lineage: Eukaryota; Metazoa; Mollusca; Bivalvia; Venerida; Veneridae
Exons: 9
Coding region: 231-1898 (555 amino acids)
Molecular function (GO): protein binding
Source: RefSeq, a predicted model, not a curated record